Molecule: messenger RNA, 141 nt
Organism: Penicillium arizonense
Lineage: Eukaryota; Fungi; Ascomycota; Eurotiomycetes; Eurotiales; Aspergillaceae
Exons: 1
Source: RefSeq, a predicted model, not a curated record
AAGAUCAUUCCCUCCAAAGACAGUUCGUACUCAGAAACAUUCCCCGAGAGCCAUUCAAGCACCCGUACGACUGGAUCAUCGGAAUCUCUGCCGGCACUGGAACUGAGUCUAUCUGAAUUCUCGCCCAAAUUCGAUGUCUAA